AUGACAUUGAACCAAAAUGAACUCCAAUCACAUGCACGUCCGAGUUCUUACAAGCAGGUUGAACUCGUUAAAGUCACUCACAAGCAGGUUGAACUCGUUAAAGUCACUCACAAGCAGGUUGAACUCGUUAAAGUCACUCACAAGCAGGUUGAACUCGUUAAAGUCACUCACAAGCAGGUUGAACUCGUUAAAGUCACUCACAAGCAGGUUGAACUCGUUAAAGUCACUCACAAGCAGGUUGAACUCGUUAAAGUCACUCACAAGCAGGUUGAACUCGUUAAAGUCACUCACAAGCAGGUUGAACUCGUUAAAGUCACUCACAAGCAGGUUGAACUCGUUAAAGUCACUCACAAGCAGGUUGAACUCGUUAAAGUCACUCACAAGCAGGUUGAACUCGUUAAAGUCACUCACAAGCAGGUUGAACUCGUUAAAGUCACUCACAAGCAGGUUGAACUCGUUAAAGUCACUCACAAGCAGGUUGAACUCGUUAAAGUCACUCACAAGCAGGUUGAACUCGUUAAAGUCACUCACAAGCAGGUUGAACUCGUUAAAGUCACUCACAAGCAGGUUGAACUCGUUAAAGUCACUCACAAGCAGGUUGAACUCGUUAAAGUCACUCACAAGCAGGUUGAACUCGUUAAAGUCACUCACAAGCAGGUUGAACUCGUUAAAGUCACUCACAAGCAGGUUGAACUCGUUAAAGUCACUCACAAGCAGGUUGAACUCGUUAAAGUCACUCACAAGCAGAGUGAACUCGUUAAAGUCACUCACAAGCAGGUUGAACUCGUUAAAGUCACUCACAAGCAGGUUGAACUCGUUAAAGUCACUCACAAGCAGGUUGAACUCGUUAAAGUCACUCACAAGCAGGUUGAACUCGUUAAAGUCACUCACAAGCAGGUUGAACUCGUUAAAGUCACUCACAAGCAGGUUGAACUCGUUAAAGUCACUCACAAGCAGGUUGAACUCGUUAAAGUCACUCACAAGCAGGUUGAACUCGUUAAAGUCACUCACAAGCAGGUUGAACUCGUUAAAGUCACUCACAAGCGGAUUGAACUCGUUAAAGUCACUCACAAGCAGGUUGAACUCGUUAAAGUCACUCACAAGCAGGUUGAACUCGUUAAAGUCACUCACAAGCAGGUUGAACUCGUUAAAGUCACUCACAAGCAGGUUGAACUCGUUAAAGUCACUCACAAGCAGGUUGAACUCGUUAAAGUCACUCACAAGCAGGUUGAACUCGUUAAAGUCACUCACAAGCAGGUUGAACUCGUUAAAGUCACUCACAAGCAGGUUGAACUCGUUAAAGUCACUCACAAGCAGGUUGAACUCGUUAAAGUCACUCACAAGCAGGUUGAACUCGUUAAAGUCACUCACAAGCAGGUUGAACUCGUUAAAGUCACUCACAAGCAGGUUGAACUCGUUAAAGUCACUCACAAGCAGGUUGAACUCGUUAAAGUCACUCACAAGCAGGUUGAACUCGUUAAAGUCACUCACAAGCAGGUUGAACUCGUUAAAGUCACUCACAAGCAGGUUGAACUCGUUAAAGUCACUCACAAGCAGGUUGAACUCGUUAAAGUCACUCACAAGCAGGUUGAACUCGUUAAAGUCACUCACAAGCAGGUUGAACUCGUUAAAGUCACUCACAAGCAGGUUGAACUCGUUAAAGUCACUCACAAGCAGGUUGAACUCGUUAAAGUCACUCACAAGCAGGUUGAACUCGUUAAAGUCACUCACAAGCAGAUUGGACUCGUUAAAGUCACUCACAAGCAGGUUGAACUCGUUAAAGUCACUCACAAGCAGGUUGAACUCGUUAAAGUCACUCACAAGCAGGUUGAACUCGUUAAAGUCACUCACAAGCAGGUUGAACUCGUUAAAGUCACUCACAAGCAGGUUGAACUCGUUAAAGUCACUCACAAGCAGGUUGAACUCGUUAAAGUCACUCACAAGCAGGUUGAACUCGUUAAAGUCACUCACAAGCAGGUUGAACUCGUUAAAGUCACUCACAAGCAGGUUGAACUCGUUAAAGUCACUCACAAGCAGGUUGAACUCGUUAAAGUCACUCACAAGCAGGUUGAACUCGUUAAAGUCACUCACAAGCAGGUUGAACUCGUUAAAGUCACUCACAAGCAGGUUGAACUCGUUAAAGUCACUCACAAGCAGGUUGAACUCGUUAAAGUCACUCACAAGCAGGUUGAACUCGUUAAAGUCACUCACAAGCAGGUUGAACUCGUUAAAGUCACUCACAAGCAGGUUGAACUCGUUAAAGUCACUCACAAGCAGGUUGAACUCGUUAAAGUCACUCACAAGCAGGUUGAACUCGUUAAAGUCACUCACAAGCAGGUUGAACUCGUUAAAGUCACAAUGGAUGAGCCCCACCGCUGCGAGGCGGAUGAUGAGGGAGAGAACCUGAUCAAACACCACCUGCGGCCGCUGUAA
Molecule: messenger RNA, 2433 nt
Organism: Closterium sp. Yama58-4
Lineage: Eukaryota; Viridiplantae; Streptophyta; Zygnematophyceae; Desmidiales; Closteriaceae
Source: the annotation of a GenBank genome assembly